AUGGUCAUCGAGGAAGCAAGAGAGACACCUCAAAGAUAUGCACCACGCCGUUAUACCAUCCAACCUGCGAACUCACCCCUGUGCGCAGACAUUCUAGAAGAACCAAUGGAGAAAUUAAAGUUCCCGCUCUGCAAGUACGACGGAUCCACCGACCUGGAGGUCCAUUGCAACAUGUUCGAGCAGCAUAUGAUGAUGUACACAGACUCCGAUGCCAUGUGGUCCAAAGUGUUCCCAUCCACACUCCUAGGAGUAGCGUCAGGGUGGUACAAGGGAUUGCCAAAAGGAUCAGUGUACAAUUACCGGCAAUUAGAGGCAGAGUUCAUGCUGCAGUUCAUCAGUCGGCAGCAAAGAAAGAAAACGUCAGGAGAACUAAUGGCAAUCACACAAAGGAUCGGAGAAUCUUUGAGAGAUUACCUCACCAGAUUCAACAACGAGUCCACGAGCAUACCAAACUUACAGCAAGAAGUAGCCGUAGUGGCUCUGAUGAGGGGAAUGAACCACUGCGAGUUCAAGAGGUAUUUGGGAAGGAAAUAUUUUACGGACCUGGAAAGCGCGCUGGUGAAAGCCCACGAGUACAUCAAAAGCGACAAAUUGAUGACAAUCCCAAAUCAUUUCCAGUCGGCACCGACUAGAAAUAUCGCACCCAUGCCUAUUCAGCAAACACAACAACAACAACAAUGUAGGGGAUUCAGGAAAGAUAAUCAGAGAAGAGACCACCGAGGGAGGGAUCACCAGAAACAAACAAACAUCACCUACCCUGCAUUCCACGAAUACACCCCACUGAACGCCCCAAGAGCUGCCAUCUACAACAUCAACAAAAACGAGAACUGGAAGAGACCUCCUCCAAUGAGCGACAAACCCAGACCACAGUCGAAAUACUGUGCUUUCCAUGAGGACUGUGGGCACUAUACGGAAGAGUGCAGAGAUUUGAAAGAUAACAUCGAGGAUAUGAUCAGGAGAGGCUACCUGACACAAUAUAGAGCCCGACAAAGCAACAACAAUCAACAAAAUCACAGCCGGCAAAACAAUAACCCAAACAACAGAUUACCAACAACCCAAGCACCACUCAGAAUAGAACAAAAGGCACCAGAAACCAGCCGCAAUGCAGAGGCUAGAAAUGCCGGCCAGAAGGGGCCGACAAUAUGGGUCAUAUCCGGCGGACCAUGCCACGGAGGAACAAUUAGUGGGGCAGAUAGGAGCCUGGGCGAGCACCGCCACCUGAUAAACUAUCAUAGCACCAGAAAGUGGCCAUCACCCCCAGUCAUGCCAGAAAUCUCAUUCACCCCCGCAGACUGCCGCGGAAUCAUAUAUCACCAUGACGACCCACUGGAAGCCUUCGCUCAACUCCAAAUAAACGAGAAGGAAUUCACGAGAGCCAACUACCCGGUAAUAGGAUUCUCCGGGGCCACUGUCUUUCCAGAGGGAAGUAUCCGGCUGCCGGUACAGAUCAGAGAAGGUGGAGCAGUAAGGGACCUAAUGGUAGACUUCCUGGUAAUCAAAGUGCCGGCUGCGUACAACGUCAUCGUUGGCCGACCAUUCAUCCAUGACGCACAAGCAGUAGUAUCAACGUAUCACUUAACCAUGAUAUACAUGUCCAACUUUGAGAAAGCAGAGAGAAUCCGAGGCAGUCAAGAAUCAGCAAGAUCAUGCUACUUAACGGCAUUAAAAACACCAGGACGACUGGCCCCAUCUAUGAACAUAACAAGGGAAGCGACAAUGAAAAGGCCCGCAAAAAACCAAAACUCGAAAUCAGAGGGUGAACAAUCUUUGUUGCCAAAGAAGGAGAAAAGAUAG
This is a messenger RNA of Spinacia oleracea (spinach), 1794 nucleotides long. RefSeq lists its product as uncharacterized. The record is from RefSeq and is a predicted model, not a curated record. Bases 1 to 1794 code for a protein of 597 amino acids. The transcript is spliced from 2 exons. Lineage: Eukaryota; Viridiplantae; Streptophyta; Magnoliopsida; Caryophyllales; Amaranthaceae.